GUGUACAAACAAGAAUAGUUAUUAAUUGGUGUGUGUGCUCGUUUCUGCUUUAAAAUGGCUGAUCAAGGCAAAAAAAAGACCCAAGCUAUAUCAAACGAGAAAUAUAGGGACGUGCUCUUAACAACGACAAACCAGCUGCGAAAAGAAGGAGUCCUUUGCGAUGUUCGACUUCUUGUGGGAGAUCAAAGUUUUCUCGCUCAUCGCAGUAUUCUCGCCGCCAGUAGCCCGUAUUUCCGAGGUUUAUUCACCAACGACAUGAAGGAAAAAGAUCUAAUGGAGUGCAGACUUGACCAACUGCAAGCCUCUGUCAUGGAACCUCUCCUUGGUUAUUUAUACACCGGCAAUGUGACUCUUGACGAAGAAAACGCAGAGAGCCUCGUGGCAGCGGCCGAUUAUCUGCUCAUUCAGAGCCUCAAAGAUAUUGGGUGCGAGUUUUUAGAAGGUCUGCUUUCUCCAUCAAAAUGCUUCACCUUGAGAGAUUUUGCUGAGAAAUACAGCUGCGAUUCUCUGAAAAGCUCUGCCACGCGCUACAUUGUGAAACACUUUAACGAUGCCUGUGAUACAGAAGCUUUCAAAUCGGUGGAGUUCAGAGUUUACAUCGAAAUAAUCGCGCGCGACGAUCUCGAAGUUUCGCGCGAGGAAGAUGUGUAUGAGACGCUGAUCAAGUGGGUGAAGCACGAUUUGGAAACUCGGAAAGAGUAUUUCGACGAAUUAUUCAGCAAAAUUCGCUUGUCUUCGUUAUCGAGGCAUUACUUGAUUAAUCAAGUGGAAAAAGAAGAGCUGGUCAGCGAGAGUUUUUAUUGCACAAAGCUUGUGGUGAAAGCUCUGAACGCGUUUAUUCUCCACGAGUAUGACGAUCGCGAGUGUGCUCGAAAUAAUCUCAAAAGAUAUUUGGAUGUCAUCACAGUGUGCGGCGGGAAUUUGUGCAAAGAGGCGACCUGUUAUUCCCCGGCAAAGAAAAAAUGGCUGCCUUUUGCAGACAUGUUGAAGGCGCGCGACGAACACUGUACGGCUGUUCACGACAAUGUCCUUUAUGCGUUUGGCAGCACACAGACUGAGAACGGCCAGUCGGUCGAACAGUAUAAUGCGCACACUAACUCCUGGAUAGCGGUGGCAAACAUGCCUCAGAUGCGCUGCGCAGCAACCGCUGUCACGUGCGGUGAUCACAUCUUUAUCAUUGGAGGAAGAAUACCAAACGGUGGCGGUUCCACCAAACAAGUCAUGCGCUACGAUGCCGAUAUCAACAAGUGGUUUAUUGAGACGUCCAUGUCUUUCAAACGUGCUGGUCUCUGCUCAGCAGCUUGUGACGGUCUCGUAUACGCAAUCGGCGGUUUGAGCGACAGGAACGAGUUUCUGCGCACAGUUGAACGAUACGACCCGCGAAAAAAGGUAUGGAGUGACAUCACGCCCAUGCAAGUCGCGCGGUAUUUCGCGUGCGCAGUGGAGAUGAACGGCAAAAUAUUUGUAAUUGGUGGCCAGUCCUCCAGCGGCGCGUAUCUGUCCUCGUGCGAAGCAUUAGAUCCUUCCACAGAGGAAUGGGCCUCGCUACCAAACAUUUCUUUCCCUCGACAAGCGGCCGGAGUAACAAGACUUGGAUACCGGAUUUACUUGUUUGGAGGCUGUAAUAACUCGGGCAGUCUGGACAGUGUUGAAUGUUACGACGACAGGAAGCGAAGCUGGGAAACAAUCGCGAGGAUGCCCUGUAAAAGAUCUUGGGUACAGUGUGGCGUGCUUCGUGUGGCCAAAGAUCUUUUCGAACUCAACUAAUCAAAUUGAAGACAUCGUAACACACGAUUAUUAUAUCGACCUCCUGAAACAAGACGCAGGAAUGGAAUAUACUGGAAAAACUAGAAAACUUUACCCUCGAAAUGGAGCAAACCAAGGAAUGACUAAUUUGAUGGACUUUAAACGGAGAUUGGUUCAAGUGAAGAAAUGACAAGGAAAAGAUAAACAAAAGUUGGACAAGCAAUUUCCAAAUAGCAAUUCUCGUCAAUUUUUUGCCUAAAAUCCAGUCCAACUCCGAUUUUAACUUUUAACUUGUAAUUUCAAGUUGGACUAUUCCGAGUCUCUUUUGUCGUAUAAGAAUUAGGGUUCUUAACCCUUUAACUCCCAUGAGUGACCAAGACAGAAUUUCUCCUUACUAUAUCUGUACAAUAUCAUCCAGACAAGUUAUGAGAAUGAAGAAAAAUAUCAAUUAUGAAAUUACUAAUUGAUCCGAUACCAAAUUCUCCAAACUGACAUAAUGAGAAUCAUUUGGCAGACGAUAAGGAGAAUUACUAAUGAGAUCUUGUAAUCAAGAAAUGGCUCCUUAAAUUGUAUUAAGCGUCACUUGAACCAGGCUAGCAGCAUUCUUAGAUUUUAAGGGGGCUCCGAACUCUUUUUUGCUCAAGGAAACGAAUUUGGUCGUGACUCGAAUUUAUCGACUCAAAAGAGAAAUUGUAACAUAAAGGGUAACUAAUAGCGAUGUAUUUAAAUACAAUUCAUCAUGCACAAUAACUAAGCAAUGGAUGUAUUUCUCACGGUCGUUGAGAGGCGCGACUGUUAAUGGAACGUGGAGAUGCUGG
Molecule: messenger RNA, 2564 nt
Organism: Pocillopora meandrina
Lineage: Eukaryota; Metazoa; Cnidaria; Anthozoa; Scleractinia; Pocilloporidae
Source: the annotation of a GenBank genome assembly